Hibiscus syriacus is the source of this 615-nucleotide messenger RNA. RefSeq lists its product as uncharacterized. The record is from RefSeq and is a predicted model, not a curated record. The transcript has 3 exons. Lineage: Eukaryota; Viridiplantae; Streptophyta; Magnoliopsida; Malvales; Malvaceae. The coding region runs from base 1 to 615 and encodes 204 amino acids.
AUGAAAGUGCCAGCUGCCACGUCAUACAUAUAUCCAUGUUCGUGGAGAGGCAGACAGUUUUGUAAACAUGAGGUGAAGGAGGAAGAUGAUUGUCGUUCAUCGUCUACCACGACGUCGUCUUGGGUCGGGAUGAAUAGUGAUGAUGUGUCUGGACGUUCCUCCUACGAAGAUGAAGUUCAAAGCUCCUUUAAUGGUGGCUUGGACACCAUGGAUUCGCUCCAACGGGUUUUGCCUGUCAGGAGAGGCAUCUCGAGUUUUUACAAUGGCAAAUCCAAGUCUUUCACAAAUUUGGCUGAAGCUACAUCGAUUUCAACAGUUAAAGAGAUUGCAAAACCCGAAACCGCCUACGCACGGAGGAGGCGAAACCUAUUGGCAAUGAACCAUGCAUGGAACAAGAAGUUAAAAAGAUCAAGCAAAAGUACAUUGCCCUUGCUAGCAGUUGCCAUGAGCGCUACCACAAGUGACGACUCUGCUUCCAACUUCAUGCCCUCAACUUCUUCCUCCUUUGCACCCAACCUUAAACCACAACCUUUUUUCAAUAUUAUAGCACCCCAUCCACGUUGUGGGCUGAUGUACGGGACUGUACCACUUGUGGGCAGCACUCAUCCACGUUGA